CUCCAGGUGGACAGGAACGCCAAGGACGAUGACCUCAAGAAGGCCUACCGCAAGCUCGCCAUGAAAUGGCACCCAGACAAGAACCCCAACAACAAGAAGGAGGCCGAGGCCAAGUUCAAACAGAUCUCUGAAGCCUACGAGGUCCUGAGCGAUCCACAGAAGCGGGCGAUCUACGACCAGUACGGCGAGGAGGGGCUCAAGGGGCAGGUCCCGCCGCCGGGCGCCGGUGGGACCUCCUUCUCCGGCGGGGACGGCCCCAACGUGUUCCGGUUCAACCCUAGGAGUGCCGACGAUAUUUUCUCCGAGUUCUUUGGGUUCUCCAGCCCGUUUGGGGGCCCGUUUGGGGGCAUGGGAGGUGGCGGCGGCAUGAGGGGCGGAUCGAGAUUUGGCGGUGGGAUGUUCGGAGAUGACUUCUUCGGAUCGCCGGCGAUGCACUCCCAGCGGCCGCUGAAGGCAGCGCCUAUUGAGAACCGGUUGCCGUGCAGUCUUGAGGAUUUGUAUAAGGGGACUACCAAGAAGAUGAAGAUCUCCAGGGAGAUUGCGGAUGCUAGCGGGAAGAUGAUGCCAGUGGAGGAAAUUUUAACAAUUGAUGUAAAGCGGGGUUGGAAAAAAGGAACAAAAAUUACUUUCCCGGAGAAAGGAAAUGAAGCUCCCAACAUAAUUCCUGCAGACAUAGUAUUUGUCAUUGAUGAGAAGCCACAUGAUGUAUUCACACGGGAAGGAAAUGAUCUCGUAAUGACACAGAAAAUCUCUUUGGUUGAAGCUCUUACAGGUUACACCGUACAUUUGACUACGCUUGAUGGUCGGAGCCUUACAAUACCAAUAAACUCCAUAAUUCAUCCUGGUUAUGAGGAGGUGGUUCCUCGGGAGGGCAUGCCGAUACCGAAGGAUCCUUCCAAGAGAGGAAACCUUCGAAUCAAGUUUAAUAUCAAGUUUCCAACAAGGUUAACUUCUGAGCAGAAAGCUGGAAUUAAAAGACUAUUAGCUCCAUGAAUUCAAUAUGCUGCGGGGCAUCUGAUGCUGUGAAUAUUUGUGGUUGGUUGGGUGAUGCUUCUUGGUUCAAUGUGUUUGUAACGUAAUUAAGAUUUUGCAAUAAGCUUGUCUAUUAGGUUUUGAUCUAGCAUUUAGUCAGUCGAGGAUGGGCAUUCCAUGAACAUAUGAUUGUUUACUUAUAGAAGAAAUUGAAGAAUUAUCGAUUUAUUUCUAGAUGAGUGCUCUGUGGUUUGCUAAAACUGACUGCUGCUUAGAUGGUGACUUUUCAACUGGAUAUGGAUUGCAGAGGUACUUAAUUGUUGAAAA
Elaeis guineensis (African oil palm) is the source of this 1299-nucleotide messenger RNA. RefSeq lists its product as uncharacterized. The record is from RefSeq and is a predicted model, not a curated record. Gene Ontology annotation, molecular function: protein-folding chaperone binding. Gene Ontology annotation, cellular component: cytosol. NCBI's taxonomy places the organism in Eukaryota, Viridiplantae, Streptophyta, Magnoliopsida, Arecales, Arecaceae.